Molecule: messenger RNA, 474 nt
Organism: Suhomyces tanzawaensis NRRL Y-17324
Lineage: Eukaryota; Fungi; Ascomycota; Pichiomycetes; Serinales; Debaryomycetaceae
Gene: TRS20
Product: TRAPP subunit
Exons: 1
Coding region: 1-474 (157 amino acids)
Biological process (GO): endoplasmic reticulum to Golgi vesicle-mediated transport
Cellular component (GO): nucleus; cytoplasm; TRAPP complex
Source: RefSeq, a predicted model, not a curated record
AUGACUUCUUACUACUUCAGCAUAAUUGGAACACGCGACAAUCCUGUCUACGAGUUUGAGUUUUCCUCAUUUAAAAACUCCCUGGCCAUGUCCACAUCGACUUCGGUGCCAGGAAAGUCCCAAUUUUCGGCAAGCAUCAAAGAAAUGCUCCCUUUCAUCUCCAAUUCCUCUUUGGAUAUCAUAGAGGAUGCACAAUGGACCACCAACCUGUUUUAUUUGGGUAAAAUUGACUCUUUUUACGGGCUUUUAGUCAACGCAUUCAUCACCCAAGGUAAUAUCAAAUUCGUGUUGUGCUACGAUGUAUCGAAUGGAACCACCCAGAAGUAUGACGAUAGUUCCAUAAAGCAGUUCUUCAUUGAGGCCAACGAUCUUUACGUGAAGUGUUUAUUGAAUCCGUUCUAUUCUGUCAAUGAUGCAAUUGUCUCUCCUGAUUUUGACUUGAGACUUAAAUUAAUUGCGAAGAAGUACUUGUGA